Molecule: messenger RNA, 2450 nt
Organism: Xylona heveae TC161
Lineage: Eukaryota; Fungi; Ascomycota; Xylonomycetes; Xylonales; Xylonaceae
Product: glycoside hydrolase family 16 protein
Exons: 6
Coding region: 113-2113 (666 amino acids)
Biological process (GO): fungal-type cell wall organization; (1->6)-beta-D-glucan biosynthetic process
Cellular component (GO): endoplasmic reticulum membrane; plasma membrane
Molecular function (GO): glucosidase activity
Source: RefSeq, a predicted model, not a curated record
UUUGUUGUUUCGACUCUGGCAACAUCGCAGUCGCCUGUAUCUUGCAUUCCUGACUGGCAAAGCCAACUCGUUCUGCACUGGCUUCACAAGAACAUUGUAUCACGGCUUCGUUAUGUCGUCUCUCGAAUCUCCAUCUGCGCGAGAUCCCCCGCACAUUCGCCUCAAUUCUGGGAACGAAGAUCCACUCAUGAAUGAGCCUGCGGAGAGUCCUGUAGGGGGACCGGCCCGACAGGACUCUGCACGCUCUCUGAUUCCUCAACGGCCUCCUUCAGUGCCAUCAAUUACCGCAUCUCUUCCUGGUUCAAAUGGCCUCUAUACCUCACCUGGUGUUGCUGAAUCGGCAGAACGACUGUUACCGCCGAAACGUUCACGCACGCACAGAUUCCGUGAUGAUGAUUCUCCUGCUCGGUCGCCAGAUCCAUCGGGCUAUUCUUCGAGAAGGACGAGUUGGAGCUCAGAAAGCGGCAGCCGUGAUAGCAGAAUGGGCCCUUUCGCUUCUCCAUUUGAUGACUCUAGAGCACCUUCCCGCGCUGGGAGUGAUGACGACAACGUGAAUACACAAACAGUAUCUGAAAAAUACAAUAUUCUGCCCUCUGCUGGUCUGUUAUUAUUUCCAGAAGACGUGGAGAAGGAUGACUGGCUGCACAAUCCUGAUCCGAACGAGAAAGAACCAAGGGAGUGCGAUUUGUUCUCCAAACGAGGAUUUGUCAAUGUUGGUGGAUUACUCUUGAUUACUCUUGGGCUUUUGGCUCUGUUCAUCGCCUACCCCAUCCUUACUUUUGUACAAAAAAUAAAUUACUCCAACCAUACCUGCGCCGCAGACCCAGACUGUCUAGACGCCGACAGCAUUCCUUUAUUCAAGAACAUCCGCCAAGGCCUCAUUGAUCCAACCACGCCUGACUCAGCCAAAACGCGGACCAGUGUCAAUGGAAAGACAAUGAAUCUAGUUUUUUCUGACGAAUUCAAUGUUGACGGCCGUACCUUCUACUCCGACGACGAUCCAUAUCUCCAAGCUGUUGAUCUCUGGUACGGUGUGACGCAAGAUAUGGAGUGGUAUGAUCCUGAUGCCGUGACUACGAAGGAUGGUGUUUUAGAGCUCCGGUUUGACGCAUACCAAAGCCACGGCCUCAACUAUCGAUCUGGGAUGGUUCAGUCGUGGAACCAGAUGUGUUUUCAGGGGGGUUACAUGGAAGCAAGUAUUUCCUUACCGGGGCGUGGUGAUACUAUUGGUUUCUGGCCUGGUUUUUGGGCUAUGGGUAACCUUGGCCGACCCGGUCAUGCAUCUACCACGGAUGGUCUCUGGCCGUACAGUUAUUCCGACGUCUGCGACGCGGGUAUCACGAAAAAUCAAAGUGCUCCUGAUGGAAUAAACCUGUUGCCAGGUAUGAGACUACCGGCAUGUACUUGCAGUGGUGAAGACCACCCAUCUCCUGGAAAAUCUCGAGCGGCUCCCGAGAUUGAUGCCCUCGAAGCGAGUGUGACAUUUCUCGGACCAGGCAAUCAAAAUGGUAUCGGAUCUGCGUCUCAGAGUGCACAGGUUGCCCCUUUCGAUAUUUGGUAUCAACCGGAUUACGACUUCGUUGAGCUUUAUGAUCCUUCGAUCUCUAUGAUGAACGCGUACCGUGGAGGUGUCUACCAGCAGGCUCUCUCUGGUGUCACAAACCUGAACAAUGACUGGUAUGACGGGAAAGCAUAUCAGACCUUCGGUUUCGAAUACACACCUGGUGGCCCCCCCGACGGGAAGAUCACAUGGUAUGUUGGGGAACAGAAGACCUGGAUGUUGGACGCCCGAGCCAUUGGCCCGAAUGGUAAUAUUGGCCAGAGAUGGAUUCCUAUUGAACCCAUGGCCUUGGUGAUGAACUUCGGCUUGUCGCAAAGCUUUGCGAUGCUUAAUUUGACAGGAUUGGCUCCACUGAUGCCGGCAAAGAUGAGAUUCGAUUAUGUGCGUAUUUACCAAGAGGAGGGCAGUGAGAGUGUUACCUGCGAUCCUCCUGGCUAUGAGACGACCGAGUACAUCGAGAAUCAUAAGGAUAGCUAUUACAACCCAAAUGUGACAUCAUGGGAUCAAACUUCACAUUCGUGGCCGAAGAACAGCUUUGUGAAUGGAUGCUAGCUGCGGCCGGUUCACCUCAGUUCUUCAUUCUAAAUUCUUGUUAAUUGUUUUAUCUUCAUCGGCUUCUUUCUAGGCCGAUGAUAAUUGCGCCGUAUGCAAAGGAAACAUUCGCGUUGACGAUCUUUCGCACUUUGCGCGUGCAACCUCUUGUUCUUUUCAUCGUCCUAUGCAUAGCGGAGUUGGCGCUCUUCGUUAGCUUUGGUUACGCCUCUGGGUUCCAUUUUACGAGCAACAGUCAAGGAACGCUCACUGUCUAUUAUUCAUUUUAGUUUACCGGCUUGUGAUAUAUCUGACUUUCUGUCAUGCACUUUUCUGUCUUGAUUUGAAUCACAUUUUC